AUCAAAACGCACACGUUCAAGACGUAACAACACACUGGGAGAACGUCAUGUUCAAUUUAAUGCACAAUUAUUUAUUACUAAUUUCUCAACGAUGAACAAUUGCCAUAAAAUUUCGACCAAACGUGUAUGCCAGUGAAAAAUUCGUAUAUUUUGUGAGCCGAGCAGAAAGCAUAGAGGACCACUUUGACGCAUGAUGACGACAUAAACCAGCGACUGAGCCACUCCGACGAAAAGGCGAACUAACAAAACAUAGUACCUGGAGAUCCCUCUUAAACAAUGCCAAAAGUUAAAAGGAGCAGAAAGCCUCCUCCAGACGGAUGGGAGCUAAUUGAGCCCACUCUGGACGAACUUGACCAAAAAAUGAGGGAAGCUGAAACUGAACCACAUGAAGGCAAGCGGAAGGUUGAGUCGCUCUGGCCAAUUUUCAGGCUGCACCACCAACGGAGCCGAUACAUUUUCGACUUGUUCUACAAAAGAAAGGCUAUAAGCAGAGAGCUCUAUGAAUACUGCAUAAAAGAAGGUUAUGCAGAUAAGAAUCUCAUCGCAAAGUGGAAGAAGCAGGGCUAUGAGAAUCUGUGUUGUCUGCGUUGCAUCCAGACCCGAGAUACCAACUUUGGAACAAAUUGCAUUUGCAGAGUUCCCAAAAGCAAGCUGGAAGUGGGAAGGAUCAUCGAAUGCACCCACUGUGGAUGCCGAGGGUGCUCUGGCUGAAACUCUUAAUUUCUGCCUUUUUGGGAAACAUCAGGGCUCAUUACCUAGUGCUUUGAAAAAUCCUGGUCCAUACUUGGGUUCAUACCAUUCCAGAUUUUAGAUCUGUAGUGUACACUGUGAUUCCCAUUGUACA
Messenger RNA from Megalops cyprinoides (Indo-Pacific tarpon), 844 nucleotides. It is a transcript of the gene bud31, whose product is annotated as BUD31 homolog. Bases 277 to 711 code for a protein of 144 amino acids. Lineage: Eukaryota; Metazoa; Chordata; Actinopteri; Elopiformes; Megalopidae. The record is from RefSeq and is a predicted model, not a curated record. Gene Ontology annotation, cellular component: spliceosomal complex; nucleus. Gene Ontology annotation, biological process: mRNA splicing, via spliceosome. The transcript has 4 exons.